Messenger RNA from Rhinolophus ferrumequinum (greater horseshoe bat), 4581 nucleotides. RefSeq names its product endosomal transmembrane epsin interactor 2 (gene ENTREP2). Gene Ontology annotation, cellular component: membrane. The transcript has 11 exons. The record is from RefSeq and is a predicted model, not a curated record. Lineage: Eukaryota; Metazoa; Chordata; Mammalia; Chiroptera; Rhinolophidae. Bases 1 to 1617 code for a protein of 538 amino acids.
AUGCCUCCGGCCGGCGGUCCCCGCGCGCCGCGCCCCGCCGCGCUGCCCCGCAGCCUGUCCCGCCUGCGCGAGUGCCCGGGCCGCUCCCGCAUAGUGCUGGCGCUCGGGGCCACGCAGAUGGCGCUCGGCUGCCUCAUCGUGGCCGUGAGCUUCGCCGCGCUGGCGCUCACCACCUCGGCCCGCGUCCGCCACUCCUGCCCCUUCUGGGCCGGCUUCUCGGUGCUGCUGUCAGGACUCAUUGGCGUCGUCUCCUGGAAGAGGCCCUUCUCCCUCGUGAUAACGUUUUUCAUGCUGCUCUCUGCAGUGUGCGUGAUGCUGAAUUUGGCUGGCUCAAUUCUUUCCUGUCAGAACGCUCAGCUAGUCAGCGGCCUGGAAGGUUGUCAGCUGAUUAAGUUUGACAGUGUGGAGGUGUGUGUCUGCUGUGAAAUGCAGCACCAGUCGUCCGGCUGCGGCAACCUGGGGGAGACGCUGAAGCUGAACCCGCUGCAGGAAGACUGCGACGCCGUGAGGCUGACGUUGAAGGAUCUCCUGUUCAGCGUGUGCGCCCUCAAUGUCCUGUCCACCAUCGUGUGUGCGUUGGCCACCGCCAUGUGCUGCAUGCAGGUGGUCUCCUCUGACGUCCUACAGAUGUUCCUUCCACACAGGGCGCAUUCCGCCAGCCCUGCCUGUGUGACACCCCACGGCACCGUCCUCCACCAGACCCUGGAUUUCGAUGAGUUCGUGCCCCCUCUGCCCCCGCCACCCUAUUACCCUCCUGAGUACACCUGUACGCCCACAGCCGAUGCCCACAGGGGCCUCACCCUGGACUUCGCGCCCUGUCCCUUCAGCACUUUGUAUGACGUACGCAUCAACAGCCCGGGCCUGUUCUAUCCUGCCGAGCUGCCCCCGCCCUACGAGGCCGUGGUGGGCCCCACCCCAGCCAGCCAGCUUACAAGUAUAGACCAGCAGGUGACCGAGACCAGCUCCCGGGACCCAGACGGCUCUGCUGGCUUCAGCACACAAGCGCCAGCAGACAGCGAGAGCCUCCCGGCGUGCGAGGGUACCGCCACGCCAGGCCCAGACCCCCUGACCCCUGACGGCCCCACAGGUGCCCAGCCGCCAGCCUCGUGCCCCAGCCUCGCAUCCUCCAGGGGCCACAGCCGAGGCACACGAGCACGGCCGGGUCAGGGGCGUGUGGCCCGCUCCACCAGCGACCCCACCUCGUGUUCCAGGGCGGCAGGUCACGCUUCUCCACACGCCUCCUCCCGUAGCCAGGACCUUGAAGCGGGACUGUCUCAGGCUGCUCUGGGGACAGUUUCCCGGUCUCUCUCUGUCACAUCUGCCUCUGCUCGUGGGCACCAGUUCUCACCGCCCGGGGACCCAGAUACCUGGAAAGUGGGCCAACGGUUAGAGCCGGAGGCCGCACAGACGGUCCCCAAAGAGCGGCCACGCCCUGUGGUGGACAGCAAGGCGUACGCGGACACCAGGGUUUUGGCGGCUAAGUUUUUGGAACACUCGCACGGUGCCCUCGUUCCGGAGGCGCGGCACGUGGCGGGCGCCAUCCACUCGGCGGUCACGUCCCAGGAGCGCCAGGCGGAGGAGGCCGCCGUCAGCGCCGGCGCUCGGGACCAGCUGUGACGUGGACACGGACGGGCUGGUGCAGAGUCUCCCGCUGCAGGGAGAUGCCUCGGAGGGGUGGGGGGGGUCAGGCCAGCGCUCCUGGGCCUGCUCAGUCUGGGAUCCAGUCAGCGGGUUUCUUGGGGUGACGCUUCUACCUGGUCCAGUAAUACAGAAAAGGUCUCUCGUGUCUGUCGUGAACUCUUUGGUUUUGUCAGGCAUGUAGCACCUUGAACUAACCAGCGAUACGGGACUAUAGUGACAGGUGACUGUCAUGUCACUGAAGACACCACGUAGCUUCAAAAUCAAGGCCAUCAAAACCAGGAUUCUCCCCGCCCCCGAUUUGGUUCAGUGUUAAGUGGGCAGAGGUGACAUUCAGUCAAGAGGCCAUUUUCUCUCGUGGUGUGUGUCACUCAGGCUUCAAGCUCUUACCAUAUGCUGACUUUAAAGAAAGCUCGUAAUUAUUGUACGAUGCAGCCCAGGCCCAGCUUCUGCCCACAUAAUACCGGGGGUACCAAAAAAAAGUACACAUUUUAAGAAAGGAAAAAACGGCAUUAAGUUGUGAUACUCAAUAUAUACCGAUAAGAAAAGAUGAAUACAAGUCACAUGUAUACAUUUUUUGGCACCCCAGGUAGAUACAAGAGAGGACCCUGUGGCACAGGAAGCAGACAGGUGUGGCAGGGGGCUUUGCAGGACCCCCACCACCUUGUCCCCGGCUUCCCCUCAGCAUCCCCUCUGUGAGUGUCCCCCUUGCUUUGUGUCUGGCUCUCUCUGCUGUCACUUGAACUGGUUCACGUGGGGAGCGGACACUUAUUGCUGUUAUUCAAUCCAGAACAACAAGCAGCUGUGACAAGCCCUUUGGGGGUCUUGCCCAUGUCUGCCCCCCAAGAGUGGCCUGGACAGGUGGCGGUCUGAGGGAAGAGGCCUGUGUCCCUGGGACACGUGCACCUCCUGAGAAAGCAGGUCUCUGAGGACCCACAGCAGCCAGGUGGCAGCAGCCACAUCUGCGCCGGGGGACACAGGUUGUAAAGCAUUUCUUUCCGUGAAACACCUGCUGAGCGCGGCACACAGGAGGCAGGCCUGGCAUCCGCGAGAUGGCAGCUUGGCCACACUUGCCAUCAGUGGCCGUGGAGCAGACUGUCCUCCGGAACUUGCUGCAGCCAUGGGAUCGCCUGUGCCUGAGCCGUAGUCCCCGGACUGUCACCCUGGCUGGUGGCCCUAGCCUCGGACAGGGUGGCCCAGAGCUCAUAGGUCUCAACCAAGAACCCACGGCCUGGCAUGGGGAGCUCGGGGAGGCCCAGACGGGCCCAGGUGUCCGGGCCCCACUGUAGCCGGUGUGUGUGGCCAGAGGGGGUGUCCAGCGUAGAUGCCCGAGCACUUCUGGAGCCCCCAGGAGCCCAGGUGGGGAAGGAAGCCGGCAGUGACGGUCAGCUGGCCUCGGCUCCCUCCCUCCCUCGUGUCACUGUCCCACAGUGAGAGCUGGAGAAAGAACAAUCACGCCUUCUGAUGGCAGCCAGGACUGUCCCUGGAGACACAUCAGAGGUGAACGUAUGAGCACUUUAUUCAGACUCUAAAACGGGGGAUCUGUUCUCUUUUCUCAAGUGAGGGCUGUGGAAACCCCAGAGCUAAUCCCGUUGCAGGCAGCUAGCUGAGGACGUGCCAGGGGGCCUCCCCUGAGACCUGCCAGCAAGCGUCAGUGGCGCUGGAUCAGGUCAGUUUGUCUCCAGGCUGGGAACCGCAGGGGUUUCAUCUUCUUGGGGGAGGGACCUGCGUUCGGGCAGGGGGCUCACAGCAGUGUCACUGGGCCACCUGGCCCUCCAGUGGGCUGUCUGCAGCUGUCAAAUCUGGCUGGUGAGGCCCGCCCCUUACCCUCCCCACCCCCACCUCUGGGGCGCGUGACCUCUGGCAGACGGGGUGGUGCUGUGUCCUUUGCUUCCCCUUUCUGCAGCUUGACAGUGUCUUUCCUGCCAUCUGAGCCCCCUCCCCUGUCCCUUCCGCUGCCACCCAUGGUCCCAGACCUUCUCUAGUUCUGUGCCCUGCCCACACCCUCUCAAGCUCAGUUUCGUAUUUGCUCUCAUGGAAACUCUGUCUUGCGGAUGAGAAAACUGGACCCAAUUUUAUACAGCUGGGCUAGAACCUUCUGCCCACCCGCUCAGGGCCCCCGGGUGGCCCACGUGGGCUCUAGCAGGCCCCAGGCUUCUGGGAAGGGUCCUGGGAAGAGAGGGGUGGUGGUUAGAGCCACUGGGAAUGGGCCAGGGAACCCCCUCGCCAGCUCUGGUACCCUCAGCCCUGCUGUGCUCAGUGGCACCGGGGAGCAGGAGCCCCAGCAGCAAGCGCCCGGAGCCCAGACCACAUGGUGCACGGCCACGGGCACGGCGGGUUCCUCCCCAUCACGUGCACGCUCACCACCCGCCCCACCAGGAGACUCUGAGGCUGCUCCUUAAGGAUCUGAAAGGGGACCCCUUCUCCCGAGCUUGGCUCUGUUCUCCCCGGGCAGGUCACCAUAGGACCCCGCCCUGCAGGGACCCUCACCUGCACAGGCCGGGGUCCUGGGUGCUGUCCCUGCCCUCUCCCCGUGACCCUAACAUGGGGCCAGAGCUGUGUGGACGCUGCCAUUUGGCCCCAGCCUGGAGACCAGGAGCAUGCUGGGGAGGGCGAGCUCUGGACCCCAACUCUGUGGCAGGCUGGGGGGGGGGGCUCAUCCUUCAAGUGACGUAGGUCUCCUGCAGCUGGUGACAAUGACGCACGUCCAAUGCCUGUAAGAGACCAUGUAACAGAAAGCUUAUUUCCGACGGGUGUUUUGUUGGCCCCUCAGCUGUACCGAUUCACAGAUGCUGCUAUUAAGGCGGAAUUUAUAGGAAAUUGUUUUCAAGCCACGGGAGACCUGUUUGUACCACUUGAAGGUUGUAUUUAUUUCAUGUACCUCAAGGUGUUUUCAUAAUGAGCAAUGUUUUAAUAAAAACUAUUUCUGGCCUCUGUGUCCCC